Molecule: messenger RNA, 458 nt
Organism: Drosophila nasuta
Lineage: Eukaryota; Metazoa; Arthropoda; Insecta; Diptera; Drosophilidae
Exons: 2
Coding region: 1-351 (116 amino acids)
Source: RefSeq, a predicted model, not a curated record
AUGCACAAACACACUCACACUCACACCAACAUCAACGUGAACGUGAACGAAAAACGACAAGCCGAACCCGAACCCGGCAACAAUGAACGCCCUGGGCUACUUGCCGACAUUUGUUGUGCCAUAAAAGUGCAACGCGCCGGCGGUAGCAACAGCAACAACAACAAUACCAUCGACAACAACAACAGCAAUUGUGAUGGUGGAAAGGAACAGUCAGCAGCCGGUUGCUACUUUGAAGUACUUGUGCUUAUCAUUCAUGACAACCCCAGCAUGAAAAUGAAUACGAAAACACAACAGCAGCACAAUAAGGAAGUACUUCAAGCAAUGACAAUUGAAUACCCUACAAUUGCUUAGCAUUCCUCUCAAUACUUUUCAUUAAUUUGUAUUCAAAUUACAAAAUCAACAAUCAGAGAACUCAGGUUGAAAAGUAGAUUGCACAUUGAAUAAACUCUUAUUGAGAA